CCCCGCGCCCGCCGCCAGAGCGGCCCCGGCCCCGUCCCGGCCCCGUCCCGCCCGGGGCAGGCAGCGCGGCUCGGCUCGGCUCGGCUCGGCUGCGCCUCCAGCCCCCGCUGCGAGCCUCGGGAGCGCCCCGGCCAAGGAGCUGCGCAGGCCAGGAUGCUGCCGGACGCCGCGGUGCUGCUGCUGCUGCUGGUGGUGGUCGGCCUUCGCUCGGCGGCGGGAGGAGGAGCGGCGGGCUACGCGCAAGUGAAGUACAUGCAGCCCAUGGUGAAGGGGCCCCUGGGACCCCCCUUUCGGGAAGGCAAAGGGCAGUACCUCGACAUGCCGCCGCUGCUGCCGAUGGACCUCAAAGGGGAGCCAGGACCUCCAGGGAAGCCCGGACCCCGCGGCCCCCCCGGCCCCCCCGGCUACCCUGGAAAGCCAGGCACAGGGAAGCCGGGCAUGCAUGGCCAGCCUGGACCUGCUGGGCCCCCCGGCUUCUCGGGCAUUGGGAAACCCGGCAUCCCAGGACUGCCUGGAAAGGCGGGGAUGAAGGGGAUGCCUGGAGCCAAGGGUGAACCCGGCAUACGAGGAGAGCAAGGACCCAGAGGACUGCCCGGCCCCCCGGGGCUGCCAGGGCCAGCCGGCAUCUCGGUCAAUGGGAAACCAGGCCCCCAGGGCGGACCGGGGCUGCCGGGGUUUCGGGGCGAGCCUGGCCCAAAAGGGGAGCCUGGUCCACGUGGAGAGCGAGGAAUGAAGGGUGAAAACGGAGUGGGGAAGCCAGGGCUACCGGGACCACGGGGGAAUGGGGGCCCUCCGGGCCCUGCAGGGCCCCCAGGGCCUGUUGGCGUUGGAAAACCCGGCCUCGAUGGCCUGCCGGGUGCGCCAGGGGAGAAGGGUGACAUGGGGCCCCCAGGUGGGCCGGGGGUCAGUGGGGAGCCUGGCCCCGUGGGACCAAGGGGGCCCCCCGGCAUCGAUGGGAUCGGCAUCCCAGGUGCAGCGGGGGUGCCCGGCAUACAGGGCCCCAUGGGACCGAAGGGAGAACCGGGCAUUCGUGGCCUCCCCGGUUUGCCAGGCCCCACGGGCUAUGGGAAGCCAGGCUUGCCCGGCCUCAAAGGAGAUCGAGGACAGCCCGGGGUGCCGGGAGCCAUCGGUGAUAAAGGGGAACCUGGCGUUGAUGGCGAGCCAGGUGAGCCAGGCCCUGCAGGUAUCAUUGGGCCACCGGGGCCACCGGGUUCCAUGGGCCUGCCAGGCAAGCACGGGCUGCCCGGCUCCAAGGGCGACGUGGGGCCCAGCGGGCCCCCGGGAAUGCCGGGGAUGCGCGGCGACCAGGGCCCCAACGGCUUCGCAGGGAAGCCAGGAGUGCCAGGAGAAAGGGGUCUGCCCGGCUCACAGGGUCCCCCCGGCCCAACAGGCCCGAAAGGGGAACCGGGCUUCAUUGGCCUCCCGGGGGUGCCGGGAUUAACGGGUGGCCCUGGGCCAAAAGGGGAUGGUGGGAUUCCUGGGCAGCCAGGGCUGCGGGGCCCCUCUGGCAUCCCAGGCUUGCAGGGACCCGCGGGUCCCAUGGGGCCCCAAGGAUUGCCAGGGCUCAAAGGGGAGCCUGGGCUCCCUGGGGCUCCCGGCGAGGGGAAGACGGGUGAACCCGGCAUGGCCGGCCCCAUUGGCCCACCAGGAAUGCCAGGAACACCGGGGCUGAAUGGGCCGCCGGGCCCACCAGGGCCUCCCGGGCCGCCGGGAGCGCCGGGGGUGUUUGACGAGACGGGCAUCGCGGGGCUGCACCUACCCGACGGAGGCGUGGAGGGCGCCGUGCUGGGGAACGGCAAGCCGGGGAAGCCGCAGUACGGCCGAGGGGAGCUCUCCGCCCGCAUCGCGCCGGCCUUCACCGCCAUCCUCACCUCUCCAUUCCCGGCGUCUGGCAUGCCGGUCAAGUUCGACCGGACUUUGUACAACGGGCACAAUGGCUACAACCCGGUCACUGGGAUAUUCACCUGCCCCGUAUCCGGCAUUUAUUACUUUGCCUACCACGUGCAUGUCAAAGGGACUAAUGUUUGGGUGGCGCUUUAUAAGAACAACGUGCCUGCCACCUAUACCUACGACGAGUACAAAAAAGGCUACCUGGACCAAGCCUCGGGCAGUGCCGUGCUUGAACUCAAGGAGAACGACCAAGUCUGGGUACAAAUGCCCUCGGACCAGGCCAACGGGUUGUACUCCACAGAAUACAUCCACUCUUCCUUCUCCGGGUUCCUGCUUUGCCCCACAUAACGGCUGUAGGGCACGUUUCCUUUUCACCCACUUUAGCCAUAAACUGUCUUUUUUUUUUUUGAUAAAAAAAAAUUAAAAUUAAUACAAAAAGAAAAA
Messenger RNA from Cygnus olor (mute swan), 2334 nucleotides. It is a transcript of the gene COL8A2, whose product is annotated as collagen type VIII alpha 2 chain. Gene Ontology annotation, molecular function: protein binding. The record is from RefSeq and is a predicted model, not a curated record. The transcript has 3 exons. NCBI's taxonomy places the organism in Eukaryota, Metazoa, Chordata, Aves, Anseriformes, Anatidae. The coding region runs from base 154 to 2238 and encodes 694 amino acids.